CUUUUUGUCGGCUAUACGCCUUUAUUAUGGGAUGUUAGAAUAAGUUUUGCCUUUGCAUUAGCGUUGUUAACAAAAACCUAAAAGUUUUAGCCUCAACUUUUUUUUUAUACUAAGUUUUAUAAAUAGUGGUUUUAAAAACUGUAAUCAUUACACCACAGUUCUAAAUGACAGAUCAUUUGGAACCAACUUUAGAAGCUGAUCCGUUACUUACUUCUCUUCCGGUAGAAAAUAAUACUAAUAGAGCAUGGGGUAAGUUAGAAUCUUUGCACCCCGGAGUAAAGGAUCUUACGUUAGUCAAAGAGAAAUACGUCUUUGGCAGACAUCUAGCUUGUGAUGUAAAUAUAAACGGAGCUACCGUAAGCAGCAAACAUUUUACGAUAGCCAAAAUGACACUAGACAAAGACGGGCAUGCACCUUUAGUUAUUCUGGAAGACACUAGUACGAACGGGACUCUUUUAAACGGUGAGAAAGUUGUUAAAGAAACUCGGUUUUUAGCAGAUAACACUGUAAUAGGUUUGUUGUUUGAGAAGGGGGAAGUAGAACGAAUUUAUCAAUUUCGUAGUCUUAUAACUGCAAAGCACACUCCGCCCAGCACACUUUUCCCGUAUGAGAUUACCCCAACCAUUCUUGGGACUGGGAGUUUUGCGGAGGUUAGGUUGGCCGUUAAUCUUUGCACGGGGCUUAAGGUUGCUGCGAAGUGUAUAAGUAAGAGGAAGCUGUUUCCUUUGACCGAUAAAGCUCCCGUGAACGAUCUUAAUAUUGAGAAGGCCGAGCGUUGCUUCCGGCGAGAAGCUGACAUUUUGAGGACUAUUGAUCACCCGUGCAUUAUUCAAUUUUACGACUUUUUUGAAACGAAAAGCGCGUACUACAUCUUUCUGGAGCUUGCCCUCGACGGUUCUCUUUUCGACCACAUAAUUAAUCAAGGAAAACUCUCAGAGCGCGAGUCGCUUUUCUUUUUUUAUCAGAUGCUAACCGCAGUGGAUCAUUUACAUCGGCUAGGUAUCACCCACCGUGACUUAAAGCCUGAAAAUAUUUUGCUGGAGAAAACUAGUUCGGGCGACUUUCUUUAUAAGAUCACCGAUUUUGGGCUGGCUAAAAUUGUAGGAGAAACUUCUUAUAUGAAGACUUUGUGCGGCACUCCAGGCUAUGUCGCUCCGGAAGUUAUCUUCCGAGGAGCGCGCUCCGAGCAGUACACAAACGUAGUUGAUUGCUGGAGUCUUGGAGUUAUUCUUUACAUUUGUCUUGUGGGAUACCCUCCCUUCUGUGAGGAUCCGCAAAUCAGAGAAGAGCAGGUUUUGACGGGUCAUCUCUACUACAACGAAGAGGACUGGGAGGGUUUGUCCCCCAAGGUUUUCGACCUAAUACAAAAGUUGCUUCGUGUGGAUCCGAAAUCGCGAUUCACCAUUACUCAGGCUUUAAAUCACGAAUGGAUGCUUGACUUUGAAAUUGUGGAAAAGUGCAAGGAAUUAUUAAAUAACGCAAGAAAACUUAAAAGUUGCUAAGCGUAACUUUCUAAACGGUUAAAAUUGUUUUCUGUACGGCUGGCGCUACCACUGAACGAUCAUAUGGCUAAAACUUUUUAAUCAACCUUUUAAAAAUUAUAAAAAAUAAUUAUCCUUAUUAACUUUUUCCUCUUGAACGGGCCAGACUUGCAGCAUAAGGACUCUAUAAAACAGAACCUUAUAUAAACUUCUAACUCUUUUUUUACAACUGAAGUAGCUCCAAUUUAAUUUC
Molecule: messenger RNA, 1734 nt
Organism: Zophobas morio
Lineage: Eukaryota; Metazoa; Arthropoda; Insecta; Coleoptera; Tenebrionidae
Product: myosin light chain kinase A-like
Exons: 17
Coding region: 165-1502 (445 amino acids)
Biological process (GO): mitotic DNA damage checkpoint signaling; protein phosphorylation
Cellular component (GO): nucleus; cytoplasm
Molecular function (GO): protein binding; ATP binding; protein serine/threonine kinase activity
Source: RefSeq, a predicted model, not a curated record